AAUGUUCAAGUUCCUAACCCGUUCAAUCAAACCAAACCCAAACCAACUCAAAAAACUAACACCCAAAACCAACAGAACGAUCAUCACUAACCAUGAAAUCGAAACCCAAUCCAACAUCAUCAAAUCAACCAUCGAUCCAAGUUCACAUCAAUUCCAAUCAAACCAAUCAUCCAUGACCACUUUACUUCAAUCUUAUCAUGAUUUAUUAAACCAUAAAGUUCUACUUGGUGGAAAUGAACAAUCAAGAAAAAAACAUCUUCAGAAAGGAAAGCUAUUAGCAAGACAAAGAAUUGAAAAACUUUUAGAUCCGUUUUCACCUUUUUUAGAGUUAUCUCAAAUAGCUGGUCAUGAACUAUAUCCAAACGAAGACUUACCAUCCGGAGGUAUCAUCACAGGAAUCGGUCAAAUUCAUGGGAUUCGAUGUAUGAUUGUAGCGAAUGAUCCAACAGUCAAAGGAGGAUCUUAUUACCCUAUUACUGUUAAAAAACAUUUAAGAGCUCAAGAAAUUGCUGAAGAAAAUAAAUUACCUUGUGUUUAUCUUGUCGAAUCAGGUGGAGCAAACUUACCAUACCAAUCAGAUGUGUUUCCAGAUAAAUUUCAUUUCGGUCGAAUCUUUUUUAAUCAAGCUAGAUUAUCGGCUCAAGGGAUUCCACAAAUCUCAAUCGUACAUGGGAUCUCAGUAGCAGGUGGUGCUUAUAUGCCUGCAAUGUCAGAUAUUAAUAUAAUUGUGAAGAAUCAAGGAAGGAUCUUUCUUGCCGGUCCAAGUUUAGUCAAAGCAGCUAUUGGAGAAGUAGUGGAAGAUGAACAGUUAGGUGGAGGUGAAAUGCAUUGUCAAAUCAGUGGAGUAAGUGAUUAUUUAGCCGAGAAUGAUGAACAUGCUAUCAUACUAGCCAGACGAGAGAUUUUUCAUUUGAAUUAUCAUGAUCAACAAGUGAAGAUGACUUCCAAGGAGGAUGGGAAGAGAUCGGAAGAACCGUUGUAUUCUUUGGAUGAAUUGAAUGGGAUUGUGGGAGUGAAUUUGAAACAAGCUUUUGAGGUUAAAGAAGUGAUUGCAAGGAUUGUGGAUGGAUCAAAGUUUCAUGAAUUUAAACAAGAGUAUGGAAAGACUGUAGUCACAGGUUUCGCUCAUAUACACGGUCAACCAUGUGGUAUUAUCGCAAAUAACGGGGUUUUAUUCUCACCCUCUGCUUUGAAAGUCACCCACUUUAUCCAACUCUGUGAACAAAGACAAAUCCCAUUAAUCUUCCUUGUCAACGUCACAGGUUAUAUGGUGGGUGAACAAGCUGAACGGGGUGGGAUUGCAAAGGAUGGUGCUAAGAUGGUUAGAGCCGUGGCUUGUACUUCCGUUCCUAAGUUUACGGUCAUCAUUGGUGGAUCGUUUGGGGCUGGUAAUUAUGGUAUGGCUGGUAGAGCAUAUGGUUCAAGGUUUUUAUGGAUGUGGCCUAAUGCUAAAGUAUCAGUGAUGGGAGGUGAACAAUUAAGUAGUGUAAUGUCAUCUAUUUCUCAGGAUAAAAGUAAAACUGAAAGAUUAAAAGCUCAAAUCGAACAUGAAUCAACUGCACUUUAUACUUCAGCACGGUUAUGGGAUGAUGGGAUUAUUCAACCGGUUGAUACUAGAUCUGUUUUAGGACUUGGUUUAUCAUUAAGUAAUCCUCAUCAUCAUAAGGUCGAUUACAGUGGUGGUAAUUUUGGAGUGUUUAGGAUGUGAUUGAAAGUUUUUGAAGUGCUUUUAGGUGCAACAUGAUUUGGUGAUUGAAAAUAUUGUAUAAUUAUUGGUUUUGAUUUCUUCUUUUCUUCUUGUUGUUGUUGAUCUCAUUCUAUAGCAUGGUUUUUUUUUGUUUUUUUGUUCGUUUGUAAGAUUAGUGUUUGAAGAUGAUUUCAAUUAUUCGAAUGUUUUUUUUAGUAUGGUACCAUGCAAUUUGAAUUUUGAACAGUUUAAGUG
Messenger RNA from Melampsora larici-populina 98AG31, 1942 nucleotides. RefSeq lists its product as uncharacterized. The record is from RefSeq and is a predicted model, not a curated record. Gene Ontology annotation, cellular component: methylcrotonoyl-CoA carboxylase complex; mitochondrion. The annotation marks the transcript as partial. The transcript has 14 exons. Lineage: Eukaryota; Fungi; Basidiomycota; Pucciniomycetes; Pucciniales; Melampsoraceae. Gene Ontology annotation, biological process: L-leucine catabolic process. Gene Ontology annotation, molecular function: methylcrotonoyl-CoA carboxylase activity.